Molecule: messenger RNA, 1176 nt
Organism: Porites evermanni
Lineage: Eukaryota; Metazoa; Cnidaria; Anthozoa; Scleractinia; Poritidae
Source: the annotation of a GenBank genome assembly
AUGAAACAGAAUUCACUCAAUCAGAUUACAACUCAAACAAACUUCAAGCUUGGUAAUUCAUCAGCUACUACAAACGGUGCACCUUACGAUGCCUCGCUGGAUACGAUGACAUUACUCGAGAUUGUGGUGUUGUUAGUUACACUGGUGGCUGGUUUCUUUGGAAAUGCGCUGAUUGUCGGUGUGGUAUUGAGCAACCGACAAAUGCGCACACGAACAAAUAUAUUUCUAACACAGCUCGCGAUCACAGGAAUGGGAGUGUGUUUAUUUUGCAUCCCAUUCAUGGUAACCGCGCUUAUCAAGCAAUCGUGGGUCCUUGGCGAAGCUUUCUGCAAGCUGAACGCAUUUGUCGUGCCUUUCUGGUUCGCGUUGUCGAUUUUUACGCUUACAGUAAUCAGUGUACACAAAUACUUUUCUAUUGUUCAUCCAUUGAAGAAGAUGAUAACGCAUGACCGCUCUUUAUUGAUCAUUAUUGUGGUAUGGCUUUCGGCAUUCGCGUGUGCCAUUGGUCCUAUCCUCGGCUGGACAGAGAUAGUAUACAAGCCUUCGUCAAGCAUGUGCGGCCCUUCAUAUCCGCACAACGCGUCAGAAAUGUCCCACACUGUGUUUCUGCUGUGCUGUGUGUACUUAUUUCCAGUCUUAGCCAUGACAUUCUUAUACUGUAGAAUAGCUCGAGCAGUGAAGUUGCAUUGUAAGAGGAUCCGUGACACGGCUAUCAUUGAUGAUCGCGGCAUUUUAGCGCAGAAAAAGAUCAUUAUCACCCUUGUGUUUGUUGUAGCGGCUUUUGUCGCCUGUUGGACUCCAUUCUUCAUAUACGGUGUCUUAACGCUGGUCACAGACGUCACUUUGUUUUCCCGCCAUUUUCUGCGCUCUGCGUACAUCUGUGGAUUCCUGCACAGUGUGUGUACUCCAAUCAUACUAGGCGCGCGAAAUCCUCGGUUUAGAAGAGGAUUCAAGGAACUUGUCACCUUCCGAGGCAUCAGGAGGAACUCACUCAGUUUUACCGCUGCGACAGCGGGAAGCUCUCAAUGCGAGAGUCCGAGGCGUCCUUCGUCGGAUUAUUUGGCCGAGAAAAGGUGUUCCGUUUGGUUUCUGUCGAGUCAAAACUCGCUUUUAAGUUUGGAACCCGAACCUACUUAUAGAAGGAGAAAAUUAAGGUGGAUCGAAACAUAUCUUUGA